UGGGUGGUGGUCAGGUUUUGAUAAAUCGUAUAAAAUAGCUGUCGCGAAUGGGAGCAUCAUCAUUCAGUGCACAACAGUCUGAAAUCAUUUGUCAAUCAUGUACAAGCAGAUCGUUGCCGUUUUCGCAGUCCUCGGACUUGCCGCCGCCGGACCCAAAGCCAGCAAUCUGGUUCCUUCGGCCUACUCAGCUGUAGCGCCCCAGGUCUCAUACUCCCCAGUGGUCUACUCCGCCCCUUCAUACAACGUCGCCCCUGCCGCCUACAGCGCCCCCAUAAAGUACAGCUCUCCUGUCGCCUACACCGCCGCCGCACCGUCCGUCUACUCAGCUCCUGCAUCCGUCUACGCAGCACCUGCAUCCGUCUACCCUGCCGCAGCACCUGCGUCCGUCUACCCUGCCGCAGCGCCUGUCUACUCUGCCCCAGCAUCCCUCGCCUACUCCGCCCCUGUCUCCUACUCCGCCGUACAAGCCCCCGUUGCCUACGCCGCCGAAAGCCCAGUGGAAUACCCAUACCAGCCCGCUUACUACUGGAAGAAACGAGGUGACGGGGUCAGGCUCCUUGUUGCCUGCGUCUUCGGCCUCGCGGCUGCCAAGCCUAGCCUCUACGAGCCUAUCGUAGCUUACUCGGCUCCGGCGGUGGCUUCAGUGAGCUACCCAUCAUCGUACAGCUACUCCUCUCCCGUGGUCUACUCGUCCCCAGCUGUCUCCUACAGCGCCCCCGUAGCGUACUCUGCUCCAGUCUACUCCGCCUCAGUCGCCGCCCCAGUCGCCGCCGCGCCCGUCGCCUACUCCGCAUCCGUCGCCGCCCCCGUCUCCUACUCCGCAUCCGUCGCCGCGCCCGUCGCCUACUCUGCCUCCGUCGCCGCCGCGCCCGUUGCCUACCAUGCAUCCGUUGCCGCCCCUGUCGCCGUCUCUGCCCCAGCUUACUACAGCUCAAGCUACCCCCACGCGGCCUCUUCUUUCUUUUUAAAGAAGAAGUGAACACCAAAUAGUCGAUUUGAAGAAGAGAAUUCUUAUGUCAUGUAACAAUUCUAUGAAAUCUUUACAACCAUGAUAACACCUUAUAAGAAUCUCUGAAAUAAACGAAGUGAACAAAUA
This is a messenger RNA of Ostrinia nubilalis (European corn borer), 1096 nucleotides long. RefSeq names its product cuticle protein 16.5-like. The coding region runs from base 98 to 979 and encodes 293 amino acids. The transcript has 4 exons. The record is from RefSeq and is a predicted model, not a curated record. Lineage: Eukaryota; Metazoa; Arthropoda; Insecta; Lepidoptera; Crambidae.